This is a messenger RNA of Carica papaya (papaya), 1133 nucleotides long. Its product is annotated as protein cornichon homolog 4. Gene Ontology annotation, biological process: vesicle-mediated transport. Lineage: Eukaryota; Viridiplantae; Streptophyta; Magnoliopsida; Brassicales; Caricaceae. The record is from RefSeq and is a predicted model, not a curated record.
AAAUUAAAAAAAGAACCUACGUUACUACAUUGAUGGAGCUUCGGAAUUUCCUUUAACCGUUGGGGUCAAGCUUCGACUUUCAAGUUCUAAGCUCGGAAACGGGACUGAACAGUUGAAUCCUGGAUGCUUAUCGUCCUUCCCAAGCUGCAGAAUCCUUCUUCCGUCCUUCCUAAGCUGCAGAAUCCUUCUUCUUUCCCUUUCUGUCGCUUUCCUUCCCUUUCCUUCAUUCUUUCCUACCUUUUCCUCCUUUUUUCCGUGCUUGCAAAGGAAACUCGAAAUUGUAAGGCGAAAUCGGAAGAGAGGGAAAGAGAUAAGUGACUAAAGGAGGAGGAGGAGGAGGAGGAGGAGGAAGAGCAUGGGAGAUCUCAUAAUAUGGUUGAUUUCCUUCUUCUUGCUUAUUUCGCUACUCGUCAUCGUCGUUUACCAGCUUAUGUGCUUGGCAGAUCUAGAGUUUGAUUAUAUCAACCCAUAUGACUCGUCAUCUAGAAUAAACAAGGUGGUUUUGCCAGAAUUCAUAGUAGAAGGAGUUCUCUGUUUCUUCUAUCUUAUAACAGGACACUGGUUCAUGUCACUAUUAUGUGUGCCAUACCUGUACUACAAUGUGAGACUCUACACAUCAAGACAGCACUUGGUAGAUGUGACAGAGAUAUUCAAUUUGCUCAAUCGGGAAAAGAAGAAACGGCUUUUCAAACUUGCUUAUAUUAUUAUCCUUCUAUUUAUUUCCAUAUUCUGGAUGAUUUAUUGUGCCUUAUCAGAAGAAGACGAAUGAGUAUGUUGUUGCAUGAUUGAUGGCUCGUCAAGGAGCAUUUAGUGCCAAACUGAUCAGCUCGUCACGCUACGUUGCUGCAUUAUUCUAUGUGGCAUCUGCCGUGACUGAUAGUUUAUUUACACGGUUGUAUGAUUACGGAUUUCCUGUUAAUCAAUUGAAGCAAAAACAAGCUUUUGUAUCUUCGUAGAGCUUAUCGAGGAUCAAAUGCUGUUAUGUGGCAUUGUCAUUCUUGAUCAUUUUUCUUGCCUUGGAACUUUGAGGUGAUGGGAAUGUAAUCACAGCAUUUUUUUUUAUCUAAAGUGCCACUAGUUUUGCCAUUUGAUUAGAAACAAGGGUAAAGCAUAUAAGAGGUUGCUCCAGACUA